This is a messenger RNA of Geodia barretti, 519 nucleotides long. NCBI's taxonomy places the organism in Eukaryota, Metazoa, Porifera, Demospongiae, Tetractinellida, Geodiidae. The record is from the annotation of a GenBank genome assembly.
AUGAGGCGCGCCGUCCUAUGGCCGCUGACGGGGUUGGCGGUCCUGGUCGGCCUCGCCGUCGUCCUGGCGAUCGCAGGUUGGCUCUAUGUCCACGGCCAAUUCGACACGCCAGGGCCUGCACGCGACGAGCGCACCGUGGUCCUGCCCCCAGGGGCUGGGUGCCUUCGACAUCGCCGAUCGGUGGAGGAGGCGGGCGUCAUCGACGAUCCGGUGCUCUUCGUCGCCGGGCUCUGGCUCGAGGACAAUCAGCAUUCGCUCAAGGCCGGUGAGUACGUGUUCGAGGCGCUGGUCACGCCGCGCGGCGUGAUGGAGAAGCUGGUCGCCGGCGACACCGUCACGCACCGGUUCACCGUGACGGAGGGCAUGACAAGCGCCGAGGUCGUGGCUGCGCUCAGCGCCGCGCCGGUGCUCAUGGGGGAAAUCGCAGCGGUGCCGGCGGAAGGCUCGCUCCUGCCCGAGACCUAUCCACUAUGCGCUCGGCGACAGCCGGGCCGAGCUGAUCGGGCGCAUGAAGAAUGA